AUGGAGGCCUUCUUGGAGGUGGUUGAGGGGCUGCUGCUGAAGAGCGGUAAUUUGCCGCAGCGGGUGCGGUGGGCUCGGCCGCAGCAGCUUGCUGCUGAGUCUGCUGCUGCUGCUGCUGCUGCUGCUGCUGCUGCUGCUGCUACUGGUGCUGCUGCUGGUGCUGCUGGUGGUGCUGGUGGUGGUGCGUCAGCAGCAGCAGCAGGAGCAGCAACAGCAGGAGCAGCAGCAGAUCGUUUUAUGUUGAGACCCGAGGGUUUGGUGGUGGAUGGCUUGCUAAGCAGAGAAGACUGCACCACGUUUGGCUUCGAUGAAAAAAGAAGAGAAUAUGUUAAACUGCUUGAUAGAUGUGAAGAAGAGGCUGAGAGAGGCAGCGGCGUCUCCCUAGGAACUAUCAUUUUCUUUUUGAUGAUUUUUAUACGGUGGUAUUCUGGCUAG
Molecule: messenger RNA, 435 nt
Organism: Eimeria mitis
Lineage: Eukaryota; Apicomplexa; Conoidasida; Eucoccidiorida; Eimeriidae
Exons: 3
Coding region: 1-435 (144 amino acids)
Molecular function (GO): ice binding
Source: RefSeq, a predicted model, not a curated record